AUGUCGAACCAGAGCAUUCUGAGAAUUACCCGCGAACUGGGCGAGAUCCAGCGUGGCUCCGACCUCUCCAUAGCUGUAGCCUGUCGCGAUAUCGACGUGCGCCAUGUGCGGGCACUAAUCAUCGGCCCACCUGACACCCCAUACGAGUUUGGCUUCUUCGAAUUCGCUGUCAAGUUCACCCGAGACUACCCAACAAAGGCGCCGAGUGUGACGGCUAUCACUACGCAUGGUGGGCGCACGCGUUUCAACCCCAAUAUCUAUGCGGGUGGGAAGGUGUGCCUGUCAAUUCUUGGCACAUGGCGAGGAGAGCGUGGGGAAGAGUGGUCAUCUGCCCAGGGACUCGAAUCUAUCCUCAUCUCUAUCCAGAGCCUCAUGUCCAGUAACCCAUAUGAGAACGAGCCUGGUUUCGAGGACGCCAACUCAGACUACGACAAGAAGAACCAGGAGGCAUACGUUGACAAGAUCCGUCAUGAAUCCUUACGCAUAUCAGUCAUAGACCGGCUUGAAGAAUACCUGGGCAUCAGCUGGGGGAGGUCGGGCCCAACCGUGUACAACGCGGAAGAGGACUAUCAGUCUAGCAGGGACGACGCGCCGUUUGAACCCUUCAAGGACCUCUGCAAGCGACGCUUCCUGUGGUACUACCAGUCGUAUCUGGCUCGUGUAGAUGAGGCGGCGAAGAAGAACAAGGAUGGUGAACGAUUCGAGAAGAUGCCCUUCGAGGGACCAGGCAACGCAAUGGAGGGUACAUUCCAGUACACACAACUCCGAGAGCGGCUCGUAAAGAUCUUCGAGACCCUUAACAAGGAGAUGGAGGCUUGGGCUGCUGAGGGAAUGGCCGCUGUUAGGAAGGAGAUGAGCAUCGCCAACAAUCUCCAGCGCCAGUAUGAGCAGAUCAUUGAAAAGUACAAGAAGCAAGACGCCGUCACACUGGACCUUGAUCUGGUGGACAAAAAUCCAUUCGUGUGGCAGCUGGUCCUCUUUGGCAGGCCUAUGACCAACCUUGACGGUGGCAUGUUCAGAAUCAUGCUGUACAUUAGCCCGAAGUUUCCUGAGGUCCUACCCCGCGUGAGGUUCGAGACACCAGUCCUCUACCACCAUCGCGUGUCACCUGAUGGCAUUCUCUGCUACGACGCUGCCCGUAAGGAUGACAUGCGAUCACACAUCGAGGCCAUAAUUGCUGCUAUCGAGGAGGAAUCGCCUGCAUACGACCCACGCACGCUGGUGAACCCUGAGGCUGCGAAGCUUUUCUGGGGUACACCAGAGGAGAAGAAGCUCUACAACCGCAAAUUAAGGCGGUCUGCACAAGACAGUGCUGAGAACUGUUUCUAG
Molecule: messenger RNA, 1329 nt
Organism: Alternaria arborescens
Lineage: Eukaryota; Fungi; Ascomycota; Dothideomycetes; Pleosporales; Pleosporaceae
Exons: 3
Coding region: 1-1329 (442 amino acids)
Biological process (GO): negative regulation of apoptotic process
Cellular component (GO): nucleus
Molecular function (GO): cysteine-type endopeptidase inhibitor activity; ubiquitin conjugating enzyme activity
Source: RefSeq, a predicted model, not a curated record